UUAAUCAAAGCCCUAGUUAAUUCUUAAUCCAUAUUUCCCAAACACACAUAUACUCCCUUACUCCUCGCCGGUUUCCUUCGCCGUUCACGCUUCAUCCAGCCACAGCCCGCCUCCGUCUCCUCCUUCUCUCCAUCCUGAUAUGUUUAGAAGCUUGAAGCUUCACAACAAAGGUUAUUAAUUGCAGGUAGUUUGAGCUGAAGCUUAAAUGGAGUUCUGCCCAACUUGUGGGAAUAUGCUACUCUAUGAGUUGCCACAGAUGGGGCACCCUGCCCGAUUUACCUGUCCAACAUGCCCUUAUGUAUGCAACAUAGAGAGCCAGGUUAAGAUAAAGAGACACGUGCGCUUGGUUAAGAAGACAAUAGAUCCUAUUUUUACUAAAGAAGACCGGAGGAACUUUCAAGAAACUAAAGAGAGCUGCCCCACGUGCGGUCAUGAUAAAGCUGGUUUUAUUCAAGUGCAGACUAGGUCAGCAGAUGAACCCAUGACAAUCUUCUAUGAAUGCCGAAAGUGUGAAUAUACUUGGAGAGAGGGCUAGUAGUUCUUCAUGCUUUUAUACCCUUCAAAUCGCUUAUGAGCUUUUUUAUAUUUCGGCUAUUCUGGUGGAUUCAGGUUCUUGCGAGAUAUGUACAAACAAGUGCUCAUGCCAUUUUUCCUCACCUCAAGAUUAGCAGUUCAUGAAUU
This is a messenger RNA of Salvia splendens (bonfire salvia), 681 nucleotides long. RefSeq names its product DNA-directed RNA polymerase III subunit RPC10. NCBI's taxonomy places the organism in Eukaryota, Viridiplantae, Streptophyta, Magnoliopsida, Lamiales, Lamiaceae. Gene Ontology annotation, cellular component: RNA polymerase III complex. Gene Ontology annotation, biological process: regulation of DNA-templated transcription; DNA-templated transcription; termination of RNA polymerase III transcription. The coding region runs from base 206 to 535 and encodes 109 amino acids. The transcript is spliced from 4 exons. The record is from RefSeq and is a predicted model, not a curated record. Gene Ontology annotation, molecular function: nucleic acid binding; zinc ion binding.